GACAUGUGCACAGCAGCUCAUACAUUAAUUAGACACUUCACACUAGUCACCAACUCACCACCAAGCAAAACCAAAGCCAUUCAUUCGGCUUGUGCUCUUCAGAGUCGCAGGACAGCUGCCUUGCUCUGUAGUACGCUUCAGCAAAGCAGAGGUAACAAGCUAAGGGCGCUAAUGUCUGACCAUCGGACAGUGAAACUCACCAUGCUUAUGCUGCUAGCAUUGUUAGUGAUAUCUCAUGGAGUAGGCAAUAUCAGCUGUUCCACUGUCCCUGAGAAUAGCACGGACAUGCUCGCCUUGCUUGAUUUCAAGGCAGUCAUCACCAAUGACCCUUCAGGAUCCUUGAGCUCGUGGAACACCAGCAUCCACUACUGCAAGUGGAGAGGUGUCACAUGUAACACGAAGAACCACGGGCGAGUCACGGCACUCAGACUUUACAACCAAGGCCUGUCAGGCUCUAUUUCCCCAUCUGUUGGAAACCUAACAUUCCUUCAUACACUAGACCUGUCUACCAAUCAGUUCUCUGGCCAAAUACCACAUCUCAACAAUCUCCAGAAGAUGCAAAUCCUUAAUCUGAGCUACAACUCACUGGAUGGGGUUAUUCCAGACACGCUCACAAAUUGUUCCAACCUCAAGCAGCUGCAUCUCUACCAUAACUUACUCAAUGGUGCAAUUCCUCGGGAAAUAGGUCUCCUUAAGAAUCUAGUCUUUUUUGCCCUUAAUAACAAUAAUCUUACCGGGACUAUCCCGCCAUCCCUUGGUAACAUCACCCAUAUAAAAGAGUUUUAUCUUCAAGUAAAUCACCUUAAAGGAACAAUUCCUGAUGAACUUGGCCACUUUUCAAAUAUUUCGAUGCUGGGCCUCGGGGGAAAUAUGCUAUCAGGUACAAUCCCUUUAAGCCUAUUUAAUUUGUCCUUACUUCAAGUACUAGAGUUGCGUACAAAUCAGCUAAGAGGGAGCCUACCAAGCAAUAUGGGUGAUCGCUUCUCUAAUCUACAAAAACUAUUGUUGGGCGAGAAUUGGCUGAAAGGUCGCAUACCAGAUUCCUUAGGUAAUGCUACAACGCUAAAACAACUAGUUCUACAAACUAACAACUUCACUGGACAAAUCCCUAGUUCCUUUGGGAAGCUUUCAAGUUUAUCUGAACUAGACCUUGGGUCGAAUAUGCUUGAAGCAAAAGAUAGUGAAAGCUGGGAAUUCUUGCAUGCACUAGAAAACUGCAGUGCUCUACGAGUGCUAGCACUAUCAAACAAUCAGCUGCAGGGGGUUAUACCAAAUUCAGUUGGUAAUUUAACGGCUAAUCUUCAAUACUUAUUUUUAGGUGGAAACAAGCUGUCAGGUACAGUUCCAUCGAGUAUAGGAAAACUUGCUGGGCUAAUUUAUCUAACAUUAGAUGGAAACAGUCUCAUUGGUAGCAUCGACGGGUGGAUUAGAAACCUAAAAAACCUGCAAUAUUUAUACCUUAGUGAAAACAACCUAAGUGGACCCAUUCCACCCAUCAUUGGCAAUCUUACGCAGUUAGCACGGCUCCUUCUAGACAACAAUGGAUUUGAAGGUCCCAUACCAUCAUCCUUUGGGUAGCCCUCCAAUGCUUUUAAGUUGAACCUUAAUCAUAAUAAUCUAUAGAAGGGAGCAUUCCACUGGAGAUUAGCAACCUUAAACAACUUAUCAACCUAGAGCUUGCAUCAAACAAGCUUAUUACUGGGGAAAUUCCUGAUGAUUUGACACUGUGCCAAUACUUAGUAACAAUCGAUAUGGAGCAUAACUUUAUCGUAGGGAACAUUCCAGAAUCUGUUGGCAGUCUAGAAAGCUUGAACAAACUAAGUCUUGCUCACAACAACUUGUCUGGCACCAUUCCAGCUGCUCUAGGUAGCCUGAAAUUGCUCAAUAUGCUG
Molecule: messenger RNA, 1892 nt
Organism: Sorghum bicolor (sorghum)
Lineage: Eukaryota; Viridiplantae; Streptophyta; Magnoliopsida; Poales; Poaceae
Product: receptor kinase-like protein Xa21
Exons: 2
Coding region: 4-1578 (524 amino acids)
Biological process (GO): hormone-mediated signaling pathway
Cellular component (GO): plasma membrane
Molecular function (GO): protein binding
Source: RefSeq, a predicted model, not a curated record